Messenger RNA from Papaver somniferum (opium poppy), 5205 nucleotides. RefSeq names its product protein OBERON 4-like. The record is from RefSeq and is a predicted model, not a curated record. Gene Ontology annotation, cellular component: nucleus. The transcript is spliced from 5 exons. The coding region runs from base 276 to 4226 and encodes 1316 amino acids. NCBI's taxonomy places the organism in Eukaryota, Viridiplantae, Streptophyta, Magnoliopsida, Ranunculales, Papaveraceae.
UUCAAACUGUUUAAAUAAGCCCUUUUCCUUUCCUUACUUUUCUCUCUCCUCUCUAUAGAUUGAUUGCUUAGGACAACCCUUUCAAAAAAUUUCUUGCCGGAUUUAAAUUAUUUUUCCUCAACAAUUUCCGGCUUCAAUCUUAAGUUACCGUCAUCAAUUUCAGGCAAAUAUUCUUUCCCUUCACUUAUACUUGUAUAUUAUAUUGAAAAACUAGGGUUUUCAGUGAACCUAGGGUUUUUGUUUUGUAUGAUCUUUCUUGUUUAUUAUUAUUAGAAAUGAAAAGAUUAAGAUCUUAUGAUGAUGAUCUUGAUUCAGUUGGUGGUGGUGGUGGUGGUGGUGGUAGUAGUGAAAAAGGAGGAGGGAGUCGGGGGGGAGGAGGAAGAAGAAGAGAGAAGAAAGAUCUUGAUCGUUCAUUAUCGUCGUCAUCACAUAGAAGAUUUUAUGAUCGGAAAGGAUUAUCGUCGUCAUCUUCAUAUGAUCGAUCUAUAGACGAUGAUCGUGAAGUUUCUAGAUCCUCUAGAAAACAACGAAUCGAUCAGGAUUCUUCUGAACCGUUCGAUCGCACUACUAGUAGAAAAAACAACUUUGAUAGGUACAGAGAUAAUAAUAGUGAUAGAGGGAUUCCAGUCUCAUCAUCAUCACCGAGAAAUGUAUACGGUGGUGGUGGUGGUGGUGGUGGUGGAGAUCGUGCUCAGUUGCAUCGACCAGACAGUGUUUCUGGGUAUAGAAGAGAUUAUCCAAAAGGAAUUAGGUCAGAAAGAGAUCGAUCACGAAGAGAAGGAAGUGUUUCUUCUAGACGAGAAGAGAGCAGUGUUUUUUCAUGGCGAAGAUCAAAUGUACUAAACAAAGAUUCUGAUGAGGACCCAAAGCUUAGUUCCGAUGUGAGUAGAGGAGCUACUAAUAAUAACCAACGUGUUCCUUCUGAAGAUAGAGUAAAUGUGAAAUCUCCCAAGGGUUCAUGGAGAGAUGCUAAAUCUCCACAUGGUCCCUCCAAAGAUGUUGUUGUUAAAAUUCCACAGGGUUCGUCGAGAUAUGCUGUUAAAUCACCACAGGGAUGGUCGAGGGAUAUUGCUAAAUCUCCGCAGGGAUGGUCUAGAGAUGCUAUUAAAUCUCCACAGGGAUCCUCGAGAGAAGUUGUUGUAUCUCCACGGGGAUCAUCUAGAGAUGCUGUUAAGUCUCCACAGGGAUCAUCGAGAGAUGUGAAAUCUCCUCCAUGGUCGAAAGAAUCAAGUUGUGAGCAAUCAAAGAGUGGGGAAGUGAAGAAGAAUGAUGAAGUUCAAAGAGAAAGUGGUAGUUGCAGUGAAAUGGAGGAAGGGGAGCUGGAACCUGAACCUGAGCCUGACAGUGAACCCAUAGAAAAACCUCAACUCAUUGCCGAAAAUCCUGUUGCGGAUAUGCGGGAGGUUGAGUACAAGAACAAGAUUGACCCAGACGUAGAAGAAUCAAAAUAUUUGUCCGAGGAGAAGUUAGAAGGCAAUGGAGAAAAUGGUGUUGAUGGAAAGCAAGAAACAAGAGGGUUGGUGAUGUUGCCAGAUACUGUGAAGGAAAAUGGAAUGUUGCCAUGUUCUGAAGAUAGUUCUGUUGAUGGAAUCAGUGGGAGCAAAGAAGUAGAUGAAGAAAAAGCAGAUGACAUGGAAGAAAAUGCUAGGUCAAAAAACGAGUGUGUACCCACGACGAACGUGAAUCCAAGACCCCCUGGUGAAGAGGUAGAAAGUGAGGGUGAGAGUGCAAUGAAAUUGUUGCCUUCCGAAGAACUACAGAAAGAUGGUAAAGGUAUUGAUCUUGAAGUCAAAGCUGAGGAUGUGGGUUUGGUUGAUUCGACAAAAGAAGCUGCAGAGCAAAACAGAGCACUUGAUGUAACACUUACGUUCACAAAUGAUAAGCUAACACAAAAUAUCAAGGACAAAGGUAAGAGUUUGGUAGUUUCCCCACCAAGUAAAGCUAAUUUGAAUAAAAAUGGUCCGUGCAUGGAAAGAGAUCUUCUGCUUUCCAGAGAUGAUGCUAUGGAAGGACCAAGUAGUAGGGGUUUUGAGUUGUUCUUCAGUCCUAUUGUUACAAGAAUAGAGAAGACAAAUAGUUCUGGUGUUAAUAAUCAGAAAGAUGAGAAGCUGAAAAUUGAGCCGCUUGAGCUUUGCUUAGGGUUGCCUAAUGUUUCAUUACCAUUACCACUUAAUUCUGUUGAUCCAAUCCCAGCUCCAAGUUCGCCUAGUCAUGCGAGGAGCAUUCAAUCUUUUCCAACCACGUUACGCUCAAACUCAGAUGCAUUUACGACAUCUAUGUCCUUUUCUGGUUCUCAGACAUUUGUUCACAAUCCAAGCUGCUCACUUACGCAGAAUUCAAUUGAGAACAACUAUGAACAAUCAGUUGGUAGCCAUCCUAUAUUCCAGGGGGUUGAUCAAGCUUCCCAUGGCACCUGGCCAGCACAGUCUUCAGUUGAUCUUAAACGCAAGGAAGUUCCACUGUACCAGAGAAUCUUACUGAAUGGAAAUGGGUCGCUUCAACCACCUCAAACGGCCCAAGGUGUUUUAAAUUCUCAAACUUCACAAGUACAACACCAUAAAGUAUCUGAAGGGAGUAAUAGUGGAGUCCCUGUUCGGCUAGAUCGGCAAUCAAGUCUGUCUAGACAGUUGUCAGGUUUACAGUCAAGACACCAUGAUGAUGUAAGGUCCCCUAGCAACAGUAUGGGUUCUCAAGACACCAGGUCAGAGUAUAGCAAUAAAAAGCGUUUGAUGAGAGAAAGAAGUAGUGGUAGUUUAAUCAGAAGUAACAGUCAAAGGGAGUUUGAGCAGCAGCUUGUGGUGGGUGGAACUGGCUUUGGUGAGAAAAUCAUUGCUAUGAUUGUUUUGGAACCGAUACAAGUAAUGGCGAGUAGAUUUCAGGAAAUGACAGAACAGUCUAUAGCAUAUUUAAAGAAGAUCACGUAUGAGAUGAUAUUGCAUGAAGAUAAGUGUGGGCAGUUGCAGAAAGCACUGCAGAAGAGAGCUGAUGUUACAUUGGAAACACUUUUGAAAUCACAUCGUGUUCAAUUGGAGAUAUUAGUGGCACUUAAAACUGGCGUGCGGGAUUUUCUUCAGCGCUCGAAUAGCAUUCCUUCUUCUGAUUUAGCUGAUAUCUUUCUCAACCUAAAAUGUCGAAACCCUGCUUGUCGUAGUCUGAUUCCUGUGGACGAGUGUGAUUGCAAAGUCUGCUUGCAGAAGAAUGGGUUUUGCAGUGCUUGUAUGUGUCUAGUUUGCUCAAAAUUUGACAUGGCAUCAAAUACUUGUAGUUGGGUUGGUUGUGAUGGGUGCCUUCAUUGGUGCCAUACAGAUUGUGGACUGAGAGAAUCUUUUAUAAGGAAUGGGCAGACUGUCACUGGGGCUCAUGGGGCCACAGAGAUGCAAUUCCAUUGUGUAGCCUGUGAUCAUCCUUCUGAGAUGUUUGGCUUCGUUAAAGAAGUUUUCAAGACUUGUGCUAAAGAAUGGAAAGCCGAAACUUUUUCCAAGGAACUUGAGUAUGUGAAGAGAAUCUUUGCUGCCAGCAAUGAUUGGCGAGGGAGAGAACUUCAUGAUAUUGCUAGUCAUAUGCUGCCAAGAUUGGAGAGUAAAUCCAGUGUUUCCGAGAUUUAUAAUUUUAUCAUGGGGUUCUUUACUGCAGUAAGUGAUUCGAAGUUGGGUAACAGUUCGUCAUUUUCUGCAAAAGAGUCACCUGUUAUAAAGCCAGGAGAAGGGAGUAGCAAUGGAGGUGUUGGUCCAGUCCAAGAAGCCAAGUGGUUGGUAGCUUCUGCUGGUACGGAAAAGGUUUCUCCUUGUGUGGAAAGUGCUGGUAAGGCUCAUCCCAUCUUAGACUGGGAUCAUAAGGUGGGGAAUAAACAUGUCAAGGAUCGUCAAAAAGAGUUGCUUACUAAUGUUGAUAAGAAGUAUGUCGUGGAUGAUUUAGAGAGCAUUGUGAGAAUUAAAAAGGCAGAGGCUAAAAUGUUCCAGGAACGAGCGAAUGAUGCAAAAAGAGAAGCAGAAGGCCUAAAGCGUAUUGCAAUUGCUAAGAGUGAAAAAAUUGAAGAGGAGUACAGAAGCCGCAUAACAAAGUUACGUCUGGUUGAAGCUGAGGAAAGACGUAAACAAAAGCUUGAAGAACUUCAGAUCAUGGAAAGAGAACACCGUGAGUACUUGAGUAUGAAAAUGAGGAUGGAAACUGAUAUCAAAGAUCUGCUUAUAAAGAUGGAAUCCACAACAGGGAACCUUGGUUCAUGAUAAUGAAGAUAAUUUUUGAGCCUUCAAAACCAUGCAUAUCUAUUUUUAAAGUGGCCACUACCCGCCUAGUUGAAUGGAAAGGCGAUGGUUCACUGGAAUCAAUCAGCUUUUGCAGGGCGUUUGGAUUUUAGGCUGCAAGUUCAAGAUUUCGAUCAGUCACGAAGGAAAUCUGCAAGCUUCCAUGAUAUUAUGUAAAAGUGGUUAACUUUACAUAAUAUCCAGAUUUCGAUCAGUCACGAAGGAAAUCUGCAAGCUUCCAUGAUUUUGCUCUGGCUCUUUGUCCUAAGAGAUUGAUGUGAAACUGCACCGCGGUGUUGAUAAGAAUGCCUUUGUUGAUUGCUGGGUCAAUGGAUAGAUGCUGACUAUGAUAUAGCAACCCAGACAUCUACAAUUAUGAAGCAAAUAGAUCGAAAUUCACAAGCACCUUCGUCCAAUCUCGUUUCAGCUUUCUCCAGAGGAAAAGUUCAAACCUGUGCUACACUGCUACUGGUGUUUUUGCAAAGCGAGGAGUCCUAAUGGAGCACACCAGAAUUCAAGAAAGAUUAUGUGGCAUCGCAGGAGUGUCGGGUUCAUGGUUAUCAAAAGAAAAUAGAAUAGGGGUUAUGGUUCACAGUGGAAGACCGGAAGUGAUAACUCGUUGUCAGAAAAAAGAAGAGGCGAGGUUUGUACUUAAGGGUGUAAAACUUGCCAAGUUUGGACUCUUUGAGAUAUUCACCUUGUGUAGUAUUCUCAUUCUCAGCAAUAGAGUUUAUGAAGUUCCUUCUAUUUUACCUGCUCUUAUUGUUAAUCAUGUUCCCAACCUUACGGGAUAUUUGGUUGUUUCAUUUCAUAUGUUUUUUGUUGAUUUUUUUGUUCUUCUUUUUGUCUACUAGAAUAUAUUGUAUGGGCGCCGCGUGUAAUGGCUCCUCAAUUCUGUAUAGCUUAUAUUUUCUGGUCCUCAAAUGUUCUUAACAAGCAUCAGUUUUGUUUGUUUUUCAGA